Messenger RNA from Parastagonospora nodorum SN15, 96 nucleotides. RefSeq lists its product as hypothetical. NCBI's taxonomy places the organism in Eukaryota, Fungi, Ascomycota, Dothideomycetes, Pleosporales, Phaeosphaeriaceae. Bases 1 to 96 code for a protein of 31 amino acids. The transcript has a single exon. The record is from RefSeq and is a predicted model, not a curated record.
AUGGCAGCGUUCAGGUCGAAGUACGAAUCUGCGGAUCUGCGAAUCCAGGCGGAUCUCAUUAGUCAGCUCCUCUCCCGAGCCCUUCGCUGGCGCUAG